AUGUCCGCCAAGGGUACUAGUAUUUCAGUGGGUCCACUCUGUCCACUCCUGGCGUGGCUGGUGGUCAGUAUUGUUCCGGCCGGUGUACUGGCCACCCCUCUGGACGACUACGUCAACAAGCCGGACCCGCACUACUCCUACCACGAGGUGUUGGAAUGGCGUCUGAAAGGUCCCGGCUACACCACCUACCUCCUCAACAUGACCUCACAACAGUGGCUAACAGAGAAAGACGUGGACCGAACCAUCUGGUGGCACUGGCUAACUGUCACCGUCCCGGACAACAUCACCCACCCUGAAGCCGCCUUCUUGUUUAUAGACGAAGGCAGCAACGACAACCCAGAAAGUCUUCCGUCUCACCACGACAACUUCAUCUCCCUGGCACAGAUGUUCGCCGUGUCCACUGGAAGCGUUGGGGCGAAUCUGAAACAGAUACCCAACCAACACAUCUUAUUUAAGAAAGAUCCGCUACAGAAGCGUCGAUCCGAAGACUCCCUUCUCGCGUAUUCCUGGAGACUCUUUCUGGACCACCCUGACCAACCGGACUGGCUGAUAUGGAACGCCAUGACAAAGGCAUCUGUACGAGCGAUGGACACUGUUCAAGACUUUGUGAAGAAAAACAACCGAUCGCAGCCUGAAAAGUUCCUGGUUUCAGGAGCAUCGAAACGCGGAUGGACCACGUGGUUAACGGGUGCAGUAGACAAGAGGGUGUUCGCUCUAGCGCCAAUCGUGUUCGACCUACUAAACCUGCGCAAGAACCUGCAUCACUAUUAUCGGUCGCUAGGGGGCUGGCCGUUUGCUUUCGGACCGUAUUACGACGUCAACAUCACAGGACGAUGUGAUGACCCGAGUCUGGAAACAAUGGCGGCCAUCGCCGACCCACUCGCGUAUAAGGAUCGUCUGACGAUGCCAAAGUACCUUACCGGAACGGGAGGGGACGAGUUCUUCCUGCCGGACAAUUCCUACUUUUACUGGGAUCAGUUGGAAGGAGAAAAAUAUCGUCGAUGGAUACCAAACGCUGAGCACUCUUGCGGUGGGCACGAAAUCAGCAUCUUAUUUGGACUUCGGGCCUUCUUCUUCAGCAUUCUGGAGGGUCCGAGAAGUGGGAAGAUAACACUACAGACUAACGCGGAGCCUGUGAUCAUCCGGUCUUUCCACGCACGAACACUGGAUGGUGUAAGACGUGACUUCCGCUUGCUAAAUCAACCACCAGGAGAAAAGGAUCCCCAGCCACACCCUGUCGUCUGGCUACCCGAGGAUGUAGAAGACAUGGGAAACGGAACGUACGUUGCGGAGUUCGAUUUCCCAGAUGUCGGCUGGCUCGCCUUCUUCAUCCAGGCGACCUUCCCAGCCCCACACGGAACUGUUCUGGAGUUCACCACCGAGGUGCACGUCAUCCCGGACACGUUCCCGUUCCCAGAGUGCCACGGGGACGACUGCAGGGGCGUCAUCGUUUGAAAAGACGCUUUGAAACUUUAUUAGAAUGGCGCCCUUGAGCACACCACUAGUCUUCCUGAACUUCUCAACAAUAACAAUUACAUACAAUGUACAAUUACAUACAAUUUCACCAUGUAUCUAUGUAUAUGUAAGAACACACAAGUCAGCCCUGUGGGCUGCAAGUUGUUCAUUUGCAAUAAACCAAUUAUUAUAUAGCAGUUAAUGUAUAACGACGAAUGUUGUAGUUCCAUACCAUCUAUUGCCUCUACCAGGCUCCCCAAGUUGCUGGGAAAAAUUGUGGAAAUUGCAAAAAAAUGAAUUGGCAAAAUAGACUGAAUAGAAUG
This is a messenger RNA of Branchiostoma belcheri (Belcher's lancelet), 1778 nucleotides long. Its product is annotated as autocrine proliferation repressor protein A-like. Bases 1 to 1455 code for a protein of 484 amino acids. The transcript is spliced from 14 exons. Lineage: Eukaryota; Metazoa; Chordata; Leptocardii; Amphioxiformes; Branchiostomatidae. The record is from RefSeq and is a predicted model, not a curated record.